GAAUAUUUACUUUGAAUCAAAGAAACAUGUACUAGAAAAUGCAUAUAGCAAAGAUAGCUGAUUUGAAAGAUAUAUCAUGAUACAAUUAAAAAACAAAAUACAGGACAUCAUACUGACCUACUUGUACUAUUAGAAAUAGUGACAACUCUAAUUUAUAGUCAGUCGUAACGAUGCUAAAACUUGGGUCAAUGUAGUCUAUUACGGUUAACGCUUUGUAAAGUAAGUCGCGCUCCGGGAAUGCGGCCAAAAUAAUGAUUGUCGUCUAAUAAACCGAUUAAGUGGAAAUGACGCGUAUCUGUAUCGGCGAUAGCGUAUUGCAACCGAAAAUGAUAUAAAUAAAAAAAUUAAAAAUAAUGACAGAAACCAAUGAACAGUUUGGGUAUUCCGCAAAGUUGAUGCAUAUUGCAAUAAGAAAGGAUUAAUCAGGGCCCAAUUGUUUAUAACUUAGAAAUGUAUAUUGCAUAUGAUCCAUACGUAUACGUAUAUUGGAACAUUAAACACGUGCACGAGAACAUGUAUUACGAUAGCACAUGAUGCAGAGCAUUUAAUUUAUGUUCUACUUUGCGCUUUCGCAAUAUUCUAGUCACAAAUGCUAAAUAUCAGAUACACGUUAUAAAUCUCCUUUUGUAGUUCCAACAACUCCAUUAAACGAGGACAUUUUCAUUGAAACAAAGUAUUACGUAUGUAGGUUCUAUCACUGGAAUAAAUCAUUACUUCGAUUCCAUCGAUCUCGAUAACAAUCUUUUCAAACGAACCUUAGCUUUUUGUUAGUUAUUUUAAAUAUCCCGGAAGUCAUGUUCGAAUAAACAAAUUAUGUAAGGAAAUAACAGGGAUAUAAUUAAGUUGUAAUGAUUUUACGUAAUUAAUUAAAGAAAAAUACAUAAGAAAAUACGAAUUUAGUAGUUAUUCUGGUAAACGUAAGUUACUCUUAAACAAAAUUUCAUGAUUAUGAGUUAACGUAUAGAUGUAGGGGAGGGAGGGACAAAGUUAACAACAGGAAUCAGAAGGAAAUAGAGGGAAAGAAAAAUAAUAUAGAAAAGAAGGGAUCAAAGGGAAGGGAUGAGAUUGGUGUAAAGCAGUGGGAGGACUGCAUGUAGAUCGUAAAACGGAGGAUGAUGACCUCCCCUAAGUUACAAAGCAUCUGCUAAAUAAAUGAUACGCUAGUUGCCAUAAGUCUAGUUGCCCUCAGCUUCAGAUGAAGACGAGUUGGCUCUAGGAUCGGUUUGAUAGUUGUUCACCAUUUUAGCCGUUCAUGGGGCCGAAGGCCCUACAACUGGCCACGGCGUUCGUCGUGUUUCAGUUUCUUUUCCUGCGGGUUGAUUCCGUACGGACGAAAUUGAGGAAACAACGCUCGAGGCCGGUCCAAGCUCAAGAACCUGCGAACGGUGACUACAAUUACGAUUACUACGAGGGUUACGAUGACUAUGACGAGAGAAAUGAAACUGGAACCACAACCACGUCGCCACCCAUUACUUCUGUUGGAACUAAUACUGCGAAUAGGGGUGGAUUAUCGCCGGAAGGAUUACAAACCCUCUACAGAGCAUCAUUAUCUACGGAUCUACCAACGCCAACUCCAACUCGAUUUUUCCAUCAAGAAUCGUACACUACCCCUGCACGAGAUCAUCCAGCACAAACAGAAAUUGCACCCGAUGAAAGUAACUUAAUAAGUUCUGUUGCUAUACCUGGACCAAGGGGUGAACCAGGUCGGCCAGGAGACAGUGGUCGUCCUGGCGAUGCUGGAUUUCCAGGACAGCCAGGUAAUCCAGGGAUCCCAGGACCUCCAGGACCACCAGGACCUGUGCCAGAUGUAUCAAUGUACUACCAACAAUUGGGUUUGUCUCAAGCAACUCAAGAUAAAGGACCAACAGGGGCAGCAGCACCGUUAUAUGGUCCAGAUGCUUAUUUACAAACUCAAGUAGGCCCUGUUGGUCCACGUGGCCCACCUGGUUCACCUGGACCACCUGGACCACAGGGUUUUCAAGGAGUACGAGGAGAAGCGGGAGAACCUGGAUCUCCGGGACCUCCUGGAGCACCCGGUCCACGAGGACUAUCUGGUUUACCUGGGAAAGAUGGCAACGUCGGUGAAGAUGGAGAAGCUGGUCCACCAGGAUCGAUUGGUCCAGUCGGACCAAGAGGUCUUCCAGGGAUGCCUGGUCUUCCAGGUGUAAAAGGGCAUCGUGGUUUUCCAGGACUAGAUGGAGCGAAAGGGGAACAAGGUGUAUCUGGUGAUAAAGGAUCCUCAGGUGCACCUGGACCGAUGGGACCUGUAGGUCCUAUAGGUCCUGCAGGUCCACGUGGUGAAAGAGGUAGAGAAGGUCCACCCGGACCACCAGGAAUUAGAGGAGUAGACGGGAUUCCUGGACCUUCUGGACAACCUGGUGCAGUAGGUAAACCAGGACCUCCUGGUUUUCCAGGAAAUCCAGGUGUAAAAGGUGAUCAAGGGCUUCAAGGACUAAAAGGAAGUCAAGGUUUACAAGGACCUCGAGGUGAAACUGGUCGUCCUGGACAGCCUGGUGAAUCAGGACCGCAGGGACCUUCGGGAAAAGAUGGGAUACCAGGAGAGAAAGGAAGUAUAGGAGCACCUGGUUUGGUCGGACCACCUGGUUUUCCAGGAGCUCGUGGACAACCAGGAAUAUCCGGCAAUCCUGGUAUUCCAGGAGCAAAAGGAGCACCUGGACAUCCUGGUGAAAGAGGAUUUAAAGGAGAUGCAGGUGCUAAAGGCGACACAGGAAGUCCAGGACCGCGUGGCAUACCUGGGCCUCCAGGAAAUGAGGGAAAACGCGGCAAAAGAGGGAUGCGCGGUGCUGUUGGCGCACCUGGCCCUACUGGAGAACGUGGAGGUCCAGGAGCACCAGGUCUUCCAGGUCCAGAUGGACCCAUGGGACCGAAAGGUCAACCUGGAGAACGUGGUCCGCUGGGUCCAAUUGGACCAAAAGGUGCUACGGGGGAUCCUGGUCGUUUAGGGCCACCCGGUCUUCAGGGUAUUCGGGGUCUAAUGGGUCGUCCCGGUGCCCCUGGAAAACCAGGUAAUCCAGGAGAGCGAGGAAUUCAAGGAGCUGAUGGAAAACCUGGUGAACAUGGUCCACCUGGGUUACAAGGUUUACCCGGUCCUAUAGGUCUCCAAGGAGAAAAAGGAUAUCCGGGCGAGUCCGGUAAAGCUGGAGAACCAGGAAAUCCUGGUCCGCCUGGACCUAGAGGUGAUACAGGAAAAGAAGGACCACCCGGUUUACAAGGUUCACCCGGACCAUCAGGAGCAGAUGGUGAACGAGGUCCUCCAGGUCCUUCGGGUGCCAGAGGUUUCCAGGGUUUUCCAGGUGCAACUGGUAAUCCAGGAUCCCCAGGAAAAGAUGGUGAGCCAGGUAUCCAAGGACCCAUUGGCCCACCAGGUAUACCUGGUAACAGAGGUGAACGAGGAUUUCCUGGUGAAAGGGGUACACCUGGAGCACCAGGACUAACAGGGCCAAAAGGAGAAGCAGGAUCACAAGGAGCAGAUGGUUUUCCUGGAUUACCUGGACCAAAAGGAGACAGAGGAAUCCCAGGUCCAUCUGGAUUAGUGGGAUUACCAGGUUUACGAGGUUCUCCAGGUGAAGCAGGUCCAAAAGGAGAUAGAGGAUCUAGUGGCCCACCUGGUCCUGAGGGACCUCCAGGACGCAUUGGGGAACGUGGACCACAGGGUCAGAUCGGUCCACCUGGACCACCAGGUGAACCAGCAGAACGAGGGGAUCCCGGAUUACCUGGUCCUCCAGGAGAAGUCGGAGCUUUUGGUAGUCCAGGCGAGAGAGGUCCUCAAGGAUUACAAGGGUUGCAAGGUUUUCCAGGUCAACAAGGACUUAUUGGAUUACCAGGAUUAAAGGGCGACCGUGGUUAUCCAGGAUUAAAAGGAGACCAAGGGAAUCCUGGUCCACCUGGUAGUCCUGGCGAAGCUGGACCACAAGGUUUAACUGGUUUAACGGGAGCCAAAGGAGUAAGGGGUGAACCAGGUGCUAGAGGAGAACCAGGUAUUAUGGGACCUCCUGGAGUACCGGGCUUAGUUGGGCCAGCAGGUUUGCCAGGUCCAGCCGGGUCGCCAGGGCCAUCCGGAUUACCAGGCAUUAAGGGUAAUAGUGGAGAAGCCGGACGCCCUGGAAACCCCGGACCGAUUGGAAAUCCAGGUAUACCUGGUACAGAUGGAAGCAAAGGCGAAAGUGGUUCUCAAGGACCACCAGGUUCACCUGGGCCUCAGGGUUCUCAGGGUACUCCUGGUGAAAGAGGUUUACCUGGUUUACCAGGUCCUUCUGGACCGGUAGGCGCUAGAGGGAUACGAGGACCGCCUGGUGAAUCUGGAACACCUGGUAAACCGGGGCCAGAAGGUCCACCUGGAAUCCCUGGACAAAUUGGACCAAUUGGACCUCCUGGACCUCUCGGAGAAGUUGGGGCAGAAGGGCCGACUGGCAAACCAGGACCUCCUGGAAUAUCUGGACGUCCAGGAGAUAAAGGACCACCUGGAGCAGUUGGGCAAACAGGAUUACCUGGUCCACCAGGCUUACCCGGACCAUUGGGUCAAGCAGGACCUCCAGGACCAACUGGAGAAAGAGGACCAAAAGGAGAAACGGGACCACAAGGUGUGGACGGCCAACAAGGACCUAGAGGGAAACCAGGGCCUAUAGGAUUGGAAGGUCCGAAAGGCGAACGUGGUGAUGAAGGUCAGAAAGGGCCUAAAGGUCAUCGAGGAUUUACUGGUUUGCAAGGUUUACCUGGACCUGUUGGUCUACCAGGAGAGAAAGGGAUGAUAGGAUUUCCUGGACCACCUGGAAAAGAUGGAGAUCCUGGACCUAGAGGUAGUCCUGGAAGAGACGGUAGUCCUGGUCCAAUAGGUUUAACUGGCAAUCCAGGACCUAAAGGCCCUUCUGGAGAAGAAGGUCGUCACGGACCAGCUGGUCCACCUGGUCCUCCAGGUCCUCCAGGUCCUCCUGGUGAACUUGGAUUAGGAUAUGAUGCUGCUUCUUUAGCUGCUCUGUUAGGACAAGGACAAACUAAAGGACCAGAUCCAUUAAUCGGUGAUGAACCACCUAGAAUGUUUAGUCAAGACAUGACUGAAAAAGAAAGACAAGAGAUUAUCUUAAAAGCAUAUAAGCACUUGAAGUCAACGUUCCAAAAGUUCAUAAAGCCAGAUGGUGAAAAGAAUUCACCAGCUAAAACGUGCAGAGAUCUUUAUACUGCUUAUCCAAAUAAACCUUCUGGAGAAUAUUGGAUUGAUCCAAAUGAAGGAGAUGCAAGAGACGCAAUUCUAGUAUACUGUGAUGCUAAAAGACGGGCAACAUGUUUGUUACCAAGUCCAGUAUAUUCACCAGAAAUCAGACACAUUACUGAGCAAAAAGAAAUUUGGUUAAGCGAAAUGAAGAAUGGAAUGAAGAUUACAUAUAAAGCAGAUAGUAAUCAAAUUGGUUUCUUACAAUUACUAUCAAAACAUGCAUAUCAAAAUAUAACAUAUCACUGUAAAAAUAGUGUUGCAUAUAUUAAUUCAGAACAAGAAACAUAUAGACAAAGUAUGAAACUUUUAACAUGGAAUGAUGCUGAAUUAAUAUCAUAUGGGAAUCAACGUCUCAGAUAUAAAAUUCUUAUAGAUGAAUGCAAGUUACAUAAGGUUGAAUCAGGCAAAACAGUACUUUUAUAUGAAACUGAUAAAACUGUAAGGUUGCCAAUAAUAGACAUAGGUUUACAAGACAUUGAAAAGUCUCAUCAAAGUUUUUACAUAGAAAUUGGCACUGCCUGUUAUGAAUAAUAAAAUAUAAUUCUAUAUCUUUCAACAUAUUGGCCGUUUAUGAAAACAAACCUUUAAUAGUGAAACAUUUAACAAAUAUAAUAAAGUCUUCCAAUUAUUCCAUAUUUUAUGUAUUGCAAUUAGAUUGUAAAUGUAUAAAAUUAAAUAUUUAAAUAUAUAUUUUAACAUAAAUUCAUUAUAUAAAUAAUAUUGUAUUUUUUAUGUUGUCAGAUGCCUUUUGUAUAUACGUAACACAAAAAUUUUAUCAUUUUUAUGAUGCGUCAUAUUUUCAUAGCAACAUUUAUACGCGUAAAAUAUCUACACAUAAAAAUAUACGAAAUUUGAAUGAAUAAAUGCUAUAUACUUGUGCCUGAUCGUUACACUACUACACCGAGCACAAACAUAUGUAUAUGUUCAUACACAUACAUUCAACAAGUGAUUUGG
This is a messenger RNA of Osmia bicornis bicornis, 6184 nucleotides long. Its product is annotated as fibril-forming collagen alpha chain-like. The record is from RefSeq and is a predicted model, not a curated record. Gene Ontology annotation, molecular function: extracellular matrix structural constituent. The coding region runs from base 1253 to 5761 and encodes 1502 amino acids. The transcript is spliced from 28 exons. NCBI's taxonomy places the organism in Eukaryota, Metazoa, Arthropoda, Insecta, Hymenoptera, Megachilidae.